GACGAGAGUCUGGAAAGAAAACUUUCCCCUGGACAAUGUCGAAACCUUGCGCUCCCCAGAAGCCAGUCAGAAACAGUUUGAUAGAUGAUGCUAAGGCCUGCUUGAGAAAGCAUGAUGUUGGGACCAAAUAUUCUCACUUGUCGUAUAACAAAUGUUCCAUCCUUUUGCCGUUGUUGGCUAAAGAGGGAAAACUCCAUCUGUUGUUCACCCUCCGGUCAGAGAAGCUAAGAAGGUCACCUGGAGAAGUUUGCUUCCCCGGAGGAAAGAGUGAGCCAGCAGACAAGGAUGACAUAGCCACGGCUCUCCGGGAAGCCCAGGAGGAGGUGGGGCUGCAUCCUCAUCAAGUGGAGGUCGUCUGCCGCCUGGUGCCAUAUCUGAUUGAUAGAGAUACAUUGAUAACCCCAGUUGUGGGUUUUAUAGACCACAAUUUCCAGGCCCAGCCGAAUCCCGACGAAGUUAAGGCAGUGUUCCUGGUGCCUCUGGACUAUUUCCUGAGCCCUCGUGUCUACCACCAGCACCAUGUCACGCGUCAUGGCCACCAUUUUGUCGGCCAUCACUUUGUGUACACAAACCCUGAGGAUGAUGUGACUUACCACAUCAGGGCUAUAACUGCACGUUUUGCUGUGUUGGUUGCCUUAAUUAUUUUGAGGAAAAAACCCACCUUUGAGGUUGAAUUUAAUCUCAAUGAUUUAAUAUCAUCCUCUGAAGAGUCUUUCCUGAAGCUUUAUAAAAAUGCUACAAGCAAGUUAUGAUUUAUGAGACCAACUUACAAAUAAUUAUCCAGGAGGUUUUUGUGUGUGCUUACCCACAGAACGAUGAUAAUGCCAGCUGGUGGAAUUUGACAGAUGUGAAUAUUUUCUCUGUAAUAAGAAGAUAAAAAUCAUCCCUUUUUUCCAGUUGCCUUCUAUUAUCUGAAAGAGCAAAACAGUUUCAAAAGUAGAAAAAUGUGUUUCUAGUAUUAAAAAAUGUCACCCACAA
Messenger RNA from Galeopterus variegatus (Sunda flying lemur), 978 nucleotides. It is a transcript of the gene NUDT7, whose product is annotated as nudix (nucleoside diphosphate linked moiety X)-type motif 7. Gene Ontology annotation, biological process: nucleoside diphosphate metabolic process; coenzyme A catabolic process. Bases 36 to 752 code for a protein of 238 amino acids. NCBI's taxonomy places the organism in Eukaryota, Metazoa, Chordata, Mammalia, Dermoptera, Cynocephalidae. The transcript has 4 exons. The record is from RefSeq and is a predicted model, not a curated record. Gene Ontology annotation, molecular function: manganese ion binding; acetyl-CoA hydrolase activity; magnesium ion binding.